AAAAAAAAAAAACACCAAAAAACUGAGGCAGCAGUACCUAGUGAGGACUCUGAAGUUUGAGUUAGACCCUCUGGGGUCUAAUUACAUGUUUCACGGCUUCAAUCAUUGGUGCCCAGUGAGUUCAUGGUGUCCAUUCACACAGCAAACCAGCGGAAUCCCCCCUUCUCCUGGUUUCACGUAUCCCUGGUUACUAAGACCGCCACCAACUUCCCGCCCCGCUCUUCGCAAACCGCUAUAUAUUUCCUAAAUUUUAACAGUUGUCUGUCUCCCAGUACCUGCGAAUGGAAAAGCAAAGGCAAAACCCCCAAAGUUAUCGUGCAAGCCCCACCCACUGGCAAAACUUCCGGCUCCCGCCCUCGCCGCCGUCCCACUUCCGCUGACGUCGGAGGUCAGAGGUGACAGGAAAGAUGUCGGCUGUCUGUGGCUUUGAGGGGUUGAGGAGAGGAGCAUCUUCGUGACAAGCUCACCGGAGACGGCUAAAAGGAGGCGAAUCGCGGGAACAAGUUUGAGGCCCUGGGGGGGUGUGGGCGCCGAGGGAGCCCUGGCCGCGGGGCAUGACUGUUGGGAGCGUGGAGGAGCGGGGAGUGGGAAGUGCCGGAGGCUGGUAAUACCCCGCAGCCCCCCGGGAAACCGGGAAGCCGAGCUCGGUGGGAGCGCUUCAUGCCGCCAACUGGUUUAGAGCCCGCCAGAAUGAACAGGAAGAAAGGAGACAAGGGCUUUGAAAGCCCAAGGCCAUAUAAAUUAACCCAUCAGGUCGUCUGCAUCAACAACAUAAACUUCCAGAGAAAAUCUGUUGUGGGGUUUGUGGAACUGACUAUAUUUCCCACAGUUGCAAACUUGAAUAGAAUCAAGUUGAACAGCAAGCAGUGUAGAAUAUAUCGAGUAAGGAUAAAUGAUUUAGAAGCUGCUUUUAUUUAUAAUGACCCAACCUUGGAAGUCUGUCACAAUGAAUCAAAACAGAGAAAUCUAAAUUAUUUUUCCAAUGCUUACGCUGCUGCAGUUAGUGCUGUGGAUCCUGAUGCAGGAAAUGGAGAACUUUGCAUUAAGGUUCCAUCAGAGUUGUGGAAACACGUUGAUGAAUUAAAGGUCCUAAAGAUACACAUCAAUUUUUCUUUGGAUCAGCCAAAAGGAGGUCUUCAUUUUGUGGUACCCAGUGUUGAGGGAAGUAUGGCAGAGAGAGGUGCUCAUGUUUUCUCUUGUGGGUAUCAAAAUUCUACAAGAUUUUGGUUCCCAUGUGUUGAUUCGUACUCUGAAUUAUGUACAUGGAAAUUAGAAUUUACAGUAGAUGCCGCAAUGGUGGCUGUUUCCAAUGGAGAUUUGGUGGAGACAGUGUAUACCCAUGAUAUGAGGAAGAAGACCUUCCAUUACAUGCUUACCAUCCCAACAGCUGCAUCAAAUAUCUCUUUGGCCAUUGGACCUUUUGAAAUACUUGUAGAUCCAUAUAUGCACGAGGUUACUCAUUUUUGUUUACCUCAACUUCUUCCAUUGCUUAAACAUACUACAUCCUAUCUUCAUGAAGUUUUUGAAUUUUAUGAAGAAAUUCUUACUUGUCGAUACCCAUACUCCUGUUUUAAGACUGUAUUCAUUGAUGAGGCUUAUGUUGAAGUGGCUGCUUAUGCUUCCAUGAGUAUUUUUAGCACAAAUCUGUUACAUAGUGCCAUGAUUAUAGAUGAGACACCUCUGACUAGAAGGUGUUUAGCCCAGUCCUUGGCACAGCAGUUUUUUGGAUGUUUCAUAUCCAGAAUGUCUUGGUCUGAUGAAUGGGUACUGAAGGGAAUUUCUGGCUAUAUUUAUGGACUUUGGAUGAAAAAAACUUUUGGUGUUAAUGAAUACCGCCAUUGGAUUAAAGAGGAGCUAGACAAAAUAGUGACAUAUGAAUUAAAGACUGGUGGAGUUUUACUGCAUCCCAUGUUUGGUGGAGGAAAAGAGAAGGAUAAUCCGGCAUCUCAUCUACACUUUUCAAUAAAGCAUCCGCAUACGCUUUCUUGGGAAUACUACACUAUGUUUCAGUGUAAAGCUCACCUUGUGAUGAGAUUGAUCGAAAAUAGGAUCAGUAUGGAAUUCAUGCUACAAGUUUUCAAUAAACUGUUAAGUUUGGCUAGUACUGCUUCAUCACAGAAGUUCCAGUCACAUAUGUGGAGUCAGAUGUUGGUUUCCACAUCUGGGUUUUUGAAAUCCAUCUCAAAUGUUUCUGGCAAAGACAUCCAGCCUUUAAUAAAGCAGUGGGUAGACCAGAGUGGAGUGGUAAAAUUUUAUGGAAGUUUUGCAUUUAAUAGAAAGCGAAAUGUUUUGGAAUUAGAAAUAAAGCAAGAUUAUACAUCCCCUGGAACUCAGAAAUAUGUGGGACCCCUUAAAGUGACAGUGCAGGAGUUAGAUGGAUCCUUCAAUCAUACGUUGCAAAUUGAAGAAAACAGCCUUAAGCAUGAUAUUCCCUGUCAUUCCAAAAGCAGAAGGAAUAAGAAGAAAAAAAUUCCACUGAUGAAUGGAGAAGAAGUUGACAUGGAUCUUUCUGCGAUGGAUGCUGAUUCCCCCUUGCUGUGGAUAAGGAUAGACCCAGAUAUGUCAGUGCUGAGGAAAGUGGAGUUUGAGCAAGCUGAUUUCAUGUGGCAGUAUCAGCUCCGCUAUGAGAGAGACGUUGUUGCACAGCAGGAGUCCAUUCUGGCCUUGGAGAAGUUCCCUACGCCAGCAUCUCGCCUUGCACUCACUGACAUAUUAGAACAAGAACAGUGUUUCUACCGAGUGAGAAUGUCCGCUUGCUUCUGCCUCGCAAAGAUUGCAAAUUCAAUGGUGAGCACAUGGACAGGACCACCAGCCAUGAAGUCACUCUUUACUAGAAUGUUUUGUUGCAAAACUUGUCCAAACAUUGUGAAAACAAACAACUUUAUGAGCUUUCAAAGCUAUUUUCUACAGAAGACUAUGCCAGUUGCAAUGGCUUUAUUGAGAGAUGUUCACAACCUUUGUCCCAAAGAAGUCUUAACAUUCAUUUUAGACUUAAUCAAGUACAAUGACAACAGAAAAAAUAAGUUUUCAGAUAACUAUUAUCGUGCUGAAAUGAUUGAUGCCCUUGCCAACUCUGUUACGCCUGCAGUCAGUGUGAAUAAUGAAGUUCGAACUUUGGACAACUUAAAUCCAGAUGUGCGACUCAUUCUUGAAGAAAUCACCAGGUUUUUGAAUAUGGAAAAACUUCUUCCAAGUUACAGGCACACCAUCACUGUCAGUUGUUUGAGAGCAAUACGAGUGCUUCAGAAGAAUGGACAUGUGCCAAGUGACCCAGCUCUUUUUAAAUCUUAUGCAGAGUAUGGCCACUUUGUGGACAUUAGGAUAGCAGCUUUGGAAGCAGUUGUUGAUUAUACUAAAGUGGACAGGAGUUAUGAAGAACUGCAGUGGCUGCUUAAUAUGAUUCAGAAUGACCCUGUACCCUAUGUAAGACAUAAGAUUCUAAACAUGUUGACGAAGAACCCACCAUUUACUAAGAACAUGGAGUCUCCAUUAUGCAAUGAAGCCUUGGUAGAUCAACUUUGGAAACUUAUGAAUUCUGGAACUUCACAUGACUGGAGGUUACGGUGUGGUGCUGUGGACUUGUACUUCACACUUUUUGGCCUCAGUAGACCUUCCUGCUUGCCCUUACCAGAGCUUGGGUUGGUUCUUAAUCUAAAAGAGAAAAAAGCUGUCUUGAAUCCGACCAUAAUUCCAGAGGCCAUAACAGGCAACCAAGAAGCUGCGAUUAAUCCAAGUAGUCACGCACAGCUAGUUGGAUUUCAGAACCCUGAAGAUGAUCACCUUGCCAAGGAAGCCUCAUGUAAUAUGUCAGCUCAUCAUCAGGGAGUGAAGAGGAAGGCUGAUACACCACUGGGGUCCCCACUAGAACCUGGUCAAAUACUGGAGAAGAAUGAGGAUAGCAGUAAAGUCAAACUCAAAAUCAGAUUUUCAAAUUCUCAAGAUGAGGAGGAAAUUGACAUGGACACUGUUCAUGAUAGCCAGGCAUUUAUUUCCCAUCAUUUGAACAUGCUUGAAAGGCCGUCGACUCCAGGGCUCUCUAAAUAUCGGCCAGCUAGCUCCCGAUCUUCUUUAAUACCCCAGCACUCAUCGGGCUGUGAUGGCAUACCAACCACAAAACCUCAGUGGAGUAUGGAACUCGCACGGAAGGGAACAGGUAAAGAACAAUCACCUUUGGAGAUGAGUAUGCAUCCAGUUGCAACAGCUCCACUCUCAGUGUUUACUAAGGAAUCUGCAUCCUCCAAACACAGCGACCACCAUCACCACCAUCACCAUGAGCACAAGAAGAAGAAAAAGAAGCACAAACAUAAGCAUAAGCACAAGCACAAGCAUGAUAGUAAAGAGAAGGACAAAGAGCCUUUCACUUUCUCCAGCCCUGCCAGUGGCAGGUCUAUUCGUUCUCCUUCUCUUUCAGACUGAGAAGGGGACAAAGGAGACUUUCCUUCAGUGUCCAGAAGAAUAUAUAUAACUAAAGCUUUGUCCUCUGUAAGGAAAGAUAAAAGGAAACAGACAAAAAAAUAGUUGCCUUUCUCAUAGAAAUUCAGAAUCCAUGUAAGUUCUAAACAUUUGAUUUAUGUUAUUUAUGCAAUUGAGAUUUAGUUAGAAAAAUGUUUUAUAGUUCUGAAUAAACCAUUUCAUCCCAUUUCCUUCUUAGAACACAAACACACACACUCACACACACACACUCACACCAAACUUCAUAAAGGCCCUCAUAUCCACUGGCAAUUCCCAUUCACAUCAUGGUCUUCAUGUGUACUGCCAAAAUCAAUUAUGUUUUAAAGUCUUUGAUGGAUAUUAUGGGGCAAAGUUAUGUUUUAAACAAGCUACUGCCAGAUUUGUGGUGAAACUACUAUUUCCAGUGAAAUAUUAUAUAACACUAUUUGGAACUACUGAGAAAAGACCGAGGCUUUUCUAUAGGAAUCUUCUGUAUUACACAGUAUUGUUUGUGUUAACCGUAGAGCCUAAACAUCAGAAUUUGUGAACAGGAAUACAUGGUAUUUUCUUUUGCCCUGAAAUACUGAAAUUUCCAGAAGCAGCUCUUUUUAAAAAAAAAUGUUUUUGGAUAGUGUUUUUGAUAGUGCAUUUGGGGAUUAUGAUGUUGGAAUUUAAUAGAAUUCUCAAAUUCACAGUUCUCAAAUCAAGAUGUUUAAAUUAUAAGUUCUUUUUUUCAUUAAGUAUAAGUGAAUAUGUUCAUAUAUAGAAUAUGUUUGCUAAAUUUGGACAGUUUACACACCUAACACAUAAUCUAAAAUUAUUUCUGUAUAACACAAAGUCUGAUACCUUAAAAAGGUGUUUAUAUGGUGUUUACUAACUCAGUCAUAGACAAGUCAGCCCUCAUGUGCAUAUACCAGAAACAUUUAAAAAUAUAUGAAACAUUUUGGUUUCAUACUUAAAUAGUUUGUGUGUUUUUGUUUUUAUUUCUGAGUUUGCCAUGUGCUUUAUUGUUUGUUUGUUUAAAAUGUUUUUUAUACCUGUUCUAUUUUUAUCGUUUCUCUUACCAUUAAUUUGACAAAGUAUUUCUUCCGGAAUAGAUGUUUCAAAGGGAUCCAAUAAUGUUGGACUUUUAAAUAUACUUUUAGUUGUGUUUAACUUGUUUAAUAAAUAACUUUUUAAAUUGA
Molecule: messenger RNA, 5615 nt
Organism: Ailuropoda melanoleuca (giant panda)
Lineage: Eukaryota; Metazoa; Chordata; Mammalia; Carnivora; Ursidae
Gene: TAF2
Product: TATA-box binding protein associated factor 2
Exons: 27
Coding region: 661-4416 (1251 amino acids)
Biological process (GO): transcription initiation at RNA polymerase II promoter
Cellular component (GO): transcription factor TFIID complex
Molecular function (GO): RNA polymerase II general transcription initiation factor activity; chromatin binding; transcription cis-regulatory region binding
Source: RefSeq, a predicted model, not a curated record